Messenger RNA from Penicillium canariense, 651 nucleotides. Its product is annotated as peptide-methionine (R)-S-oxide reductase. Gene Ontology annotation, biological process: protein repair; response to oxidative stress. The record is from RefSeq and is a predicted model, not a curated record. The coding region runs from base 1 to 651 and encodes 216 amino acids. The transcript has 2 exons. Gene Ontology annotation, molecular function: peptide-methionine (R)-S-oxide reductase activity. NCBI's taxonomy places the organism in Eukaryota, Fungi, Ascomycota, Eurotiomycetes, Eurotiales, Aspergillaceae.
AUGCGCUCCCAGGCAGUCCGUGCAAUCAACUCUCUCAGGCACCGCGUCCUCGCUCACUCUACAUUCUCCCUCCGCCCCCAUUCAACUUCCGCGCGCAGAGGUCCUCGGCUAACACCAGGGGCCAAAGCACUGAGAGCGGCACCGACUAUCCCGUUCUUCGGCGCUCUCUUUAGUUCGAAGAGCAACAGUGACGAGUUGUCUGGAAAUAUGUCAUACCCCGACCAGCGAAGCGAUGACCAGUGGAGGGCUGUUCUGAGUCCCGAGCAGUUCCGAAUUCUUCGUGAAAAGGGUACCGAGGCCCCCGGCACGGGCGAAUAUGAUUCCCAUUACCCGUCGAAGGGUGUGUACACCUGCGCGGGCUGCAAUGCGCCGCUCUAUACGGCCGAGCACAAGUUCAAAUCUGGCUGUGGCUGGCCCGCUUACUUCGAUUCUAUUCCGGGGGCCGUCAAGAGGCAUGUGGACAACACUUUCGGCAUGAAGCGGACCGAGAUUGUUUGCAACAACUGUGGCGGCCACCUUGGCCAUGUCUUCGAGGGAGAAGGAUACCCGACGCCCACUGAUGAGCGACACUGCGUGAACAGCGUCAGCCUGCGCUUCACCGAGGAUGAGGCGGCUGCAGGAAAGGGGCCACAUGAAAAGGCCAAGGCGUAA